AUGAGCGGCUGGAUGGUGUCGACCGUGCGCCUGGCGGUGUUGGCGCUGGCGUGCGCCCUGGCCUGCGUCGCGGGCAGGGAGGUUGGCCACGGCGGUGGAUGGACAAAAUCUCAGGCUACUGGAGGGAUGAGGGGUCUGCAGAGUGCUGUCGGGGAGCAGACGGUGGACGAAGGGGAUGCACCAUGUGGUCGUUUUCCCUACAUGGCUUCUUUGCAGAACGUUUCAGGCUUCCACAUUUGUGGGGGUGUGCUGAUUCGCAAGCAGUGGGUGCUGACUGCAGCCCACUGUGUGACCAAAACCUCGCCGCUUUACCCCACACAUAUGAUUGUCCUUGGCCUGUGCGACAUCGCAGACAAGAACGGCACAGAAGACUCGGGGCGCAUUGUUGAGGCAGGUCCAAUGUGUCACUUUCUAGGACUGGGAUAG
Ostreobium quekettii is the source of this 426-nucleotide messenger RNA. NCBI's taxonomy places the organism in Eukaryota, Viridiplantae, Chlorophyta, Ulvophyceae, Bryopsidales, Ostreobiaceae. The record is from the annotation of a GenBank genome assembly.